Molecule: messenger RNA, 1751 nt
Organism: Owenia fusiformis
Lineage: Eukaryota; Metazoa; Annelida; Polychaeta; Sabellida; Oweniidae
Source: the annotation of a GenBank genome assembly
GUUGUGACCGCCAUGUUGUUUACUCUGAGAACGUGGAGAUAUUGCGAGAAUUGGCGAGAUUAGGCCAUAUUGGAUUUUGACAGGGAAAAACGUGCAGAAUAUUCCAGAAGAAUUAGCCAAUUUAUCGCACAAAUAUGGUGUCGUUAGCUCCCAUUUCCAUCCUGAAAGCAGGAGGUGAAGAGGAAAAGUCUGAGUUUGCUCGCAUGUCCUCUUUUGUUGGAGCAAUUGCAAUUGGAGAGCUCAUUAAGAGUACUUUAGGACCAAAGGGUAUGGACAAGAUCCUACAGAGCAGUAACCCUGUAAAUGGAGGAAUCCAGGUGACAAAUGAUGGCGCCACCAUCUUGCGGUCUAUUGGAGUAGACAACCCAGCUGCUAAAGUGCUAGUAGAGAUCUCAAAAGUUCAAGAUGAUGAAGUUGGAGAUGGAACAACUUCAGUUACAGUACUUGCCUGUGAAAUGCUAAAGGAGGCUGAGCAGCUGAUUGAGCAGAAGAUGCACCCACAGACCAUCAUUGCUGGGUGGCGUAAAGCAACAGAUGUAGCCAGAGAGGCACUCACAAGUUUUGCAAGGGAUCAUGGGUCUGAUCCAGUAAAGUUCAGAGAAGAUCUCAUGAAUAUUGCAAGAACAACUCUCAGCUCUAAGAUUCUCACAGAACAGAAGGAUUAUUUCUCAAAUCUUGCGGUUGAUGCCAUUUUACGUCUCAAAGGUAGUGGUAACCUAGAUGCCAUUCAGAUAAUUAAGAAGCUAGGUGGAGGAUUAAAAGACUCAUACCUUGAUGAGGGUUUCCUACUUGAUAAACGUGUAGGAGUCAAUCAGCCUAAGAGAGUAGAGAAUGCUAAAAUACUCAUUGCCAACACACCAAUGGACACUGAUAAGAUAAAGGUGUUUGGUUCAAGAGUUAAGGUGGACGCUGUCUCCAAGGUAGCAGAAUUAGAGCUUGCAGAAAAAGAAAAGAUGAAAGAAAAAGUAGCAAAAAUAUGCAAACAUGAUAUGAAUGUGUUUAUAAAUAGACAACUCAUCUACAAUUAUCCCGAACAGCUGUUUAGUGAUGCAGGUGUUAUGGCCAUUGAGCAUGCAGACUUUGAGGGUGUAGAAAGAUUAGCACUUGUUACUGGUGGGGAAAUAGUAUCCACAUUUGACUGUCCUGAGGCCACUAAAAUAGGAACCUGUGAUCUUAUAGAAGAAAUAAUGAUUGGCGAAGAUAAACUUCUAAAAUUUUCUGGUGUUAAGUUAGGAGAGGCUUGUACUAUUAUAUUACGUGGGGCCACACAACAAAUCUUAGAUGAAGCAGAAAGGUCCAUGCAUGAUGCUCUUUGUGUAUUACAACAGACUGUCAAAGAAACUAGAACUGUGUUUGGUGGAGGUAGCAGUGAGAUGUUGAUGGCUGAUGCCGUCUCUAAGCUUUCAAGUAAAACAUCUGGCAAAGAAGCAGUUGCCAUGGACGCAUAUGCCAGAGCACUUAGACAAUUACCUACCAUAAUCGCAGACAAUGCAGGUUAUGACAGUGCUGAACUUGUAUCACAACUACGUGCUUGCCAUACUGAGGGCAAACACACAAUGGGACUAGAUAUGAACCAAGGAGAGGUAGGUGACAUGGAACAGCUAGGCAUCACAGAGUCCUACCAGGUGAAGCGCCAAGUGGUUAUUAGCGCUGCAGAGGCGGCUGAGAUGAUUCUGCGUGUUGAUGAUAUCGUAAAGGCAGCUCCACGUCAAAGGGGACAGGAUCAAUCACCCGGACCCGAUUAUUACUGA